Molecule: messenger RNA, 1287 nt
Organism: Suhomyces tanzawaensis NRRL Y-17324
Lineage: Eukaryota; Fungi; Ascomycota; Pichiomycetes; Serinales; Debaryomycetaceae
Product: GPI-anchor transamidase
Exons: 1
Coding region: 1-1287 (428 amino acids)
Biological process (GO): GPI anchor biosynthetic process
Cellular component (GO): endoplasmic reticulum membrane; mannosyltransferase complex
Molecular function (GO): GPI mannosyltransferase activity; alpha-1,6-mannosyltransferase activity
Source: RefSeq, a predicted model, not a curated record
AUGGGUCACAGAGAUGCAAUCAAGAGACUCACCAAGCUUUUCUUAGUCAUCAAAACCAUACAAUUACUUAUUGUCUACUUCACACCGGUUCAAUUCGAUACCUCAUCGCAGAUACUCGCUCGUCAAUAUGAACCACUCAAACAACAAUUGCUCGACCGAACAUCAUGGGUACCCUUUGUUGACCAUCUUAUAACCCAUAUAGGAGAAAAGUUCAUAACAUGGGAUGCAGUAUACUUUUCUGAUCUCCAUGUGAACCCUAUCAAGUAUGAAAACCAGUUCGUGUUCUGUCCUAACUGGUGGAGACUAAUCAAAGCAAUACCGUUGGGCGAGGGCAAUUUUUACAGCAAAUUGAUCUUGAGUUUAUUUGUCUCCAAUGCAUUUCACUACAUGUCUGCCUUGGUUAUGUAUGCGUUGACUUUGAAUUAUUUCAGGGCUAGAACUCAUACCAGAAAUGGCAUCAAGAGCGAACGCGAAUUCGCUGAGAUAGCUGCCAGGUUGGUUAUCAUAUCCCCUGCUGGCAUUUUCCUCACCAGUGGAUACUCAGAAAACUUGAGUAAUUUCUUGAGCUUCUCCACCAUUUAUUUGCAUGAUAUUUCUGUUAACCAUUCUGAUUUCAAAUAUCCUUCUACUCACAAGUCCAUUAAGUGGCCCAUAAUCUAUAUCGCAUCUGGGCUGCUCCUAGCAUACAACUUCACCAUAAGAGCAAACUCCAUUUUUAUUGGUAUCAUCUAUUUAUACGACCUAUAUGGCUUUUUAUUGGGAAACAAAAACGUGGUGGACAGCUUAUUGUCCAUCAUUGCUGGAGGCCAAUUGUUCUUCACCAUCUUAGCGAUGAAUGUUUACAAUUAUUUGCUAUUCUGUCCUGAGAGGGGCUCCUGGUGCAAUCGCACAGUUCCUCUGUUGUUUGGGUACGCACAGAGGGAAUAUUGGGGAGUUGGGUUUUUAGUGUAUUGGUCUGUCAACAACAUACCCAACUUCUUAUUUGCAACUCCGACCAUAUUGAUCCACUCGGCUGCCAUUCGUCACUACUUAAAUGCGGCAGAAUUACCAAAAAUAAAGAAGAUAACCAUUUUAUUGGUCAUUAAUGUGUUUGUAUUGCUUGGAGGUAUUUUCUUUUGGAACACUCAGAUUUUAACCCGUAUAGGAUCCUUUUUACCAUUAAGUUACUGGUAUGUUGCACAGUUGGUCCAGAGCAAGCUGCCUUACAGAAAAUAUGUCAUCUACUACAUGCUUGGGUGGAAUUUUGCUCAAACUAGUUUGUUCGCUGCGUUUUUACCCCCAGCAUAA